CGUCAUUCGUACACUUGUUUUUUGGAAUUAAUUGCAAUUAUCUUGGAAUAAUUUACUCAGUAUACUCUAAAACUGUGUUUAUAAAUAAGUUUUCAAGAUGAUGGACUGUGUUGAAGAGACUAACCAUGAUCCCCUGUCGUCGCCCGCUCAGCCCGCAUCGCUCGACGCGAAGGUUGAGAAGAAGAAGCCCAAUGAAAACGUCUCGUUGACGGAUAACAGCUUGCUGGUGGACAUAUCAGAUGCUCUCAGUGAGAAGGAGAAAGUGAAGUUCACAGUGCACACCAAGACAACCCUCCCAGAGUUCCAGAAGCAAGAGUUUGUGGUGGUCCGGCAGCAUGAAGAGUUUGUGUGGCUCCACGACCGUUAUGAAGAGAAUGAGCAAUACGCUGGUUAUAUUAUACCGCCAGCGCCCCCUAGGCCGGACUUCGACGCGUCGCGCGAGAAACUUCAGCGAUUAGGGGAGGGCGAGGGGGCCCUUACGCGGGAGGAGUUCCUUAAGAUGAAGGAGGAGUUGGAGGACGAAUAUCUAGCAACCUUCAAGAAGACCGUAGCAAUGCACGAAGUGUUCCUGCAACGUUUGGCGGCGCACCCUGUAUUCAGGAGCGAUUCCCAUCUCAGAGUCUUUCUGGAAUAUGAGCAGGAUUUGUGCGCGAAGCCGCGCGGCAAGAUGGACCUUAUUGGUGGACUGAUGCGUUCCAUGACGACGACGACCGAUGAGAUAUACUUAGGAGCGACUGUCCGUGACGUCAACGACUUCUUUGAGCAAGAGACUGCGUUCCUUCAAGAAUAUUACUCGCAUCUGCGCGAUGCCGUGGCGCGCGUUGACCGCAUGACCUCCAAGCACAAAGAAGUGGCAGACGCUCACAUCAAGUUAUCCUCGUGCAUCACACAGUUGGCCACACGUGAACAGCCGCCCACUGAACGGUUCCUUACAAGAGCCGCCGACACGUUUGACAAGUGCCGGAAAAUCGAAGGUCGCAUGGCGUCUGACCAAGACCUGAAAUUGGCGGACACUCUGCGUUACUACAUGCGAGAUGCGCACGCGGCGAAAGCUGUGCUGGUUAGAAGGCUGAGAUGCCUAGCUGCGUACGAAGCCGCCAAUAGGAACCUCGAAAAAGCCAGAGCGAAGAACAAAGAUGUACACGCUGCGGAGCAGCAACAGGCGGACGCGUGCGCGCGAUUCGAGCAACUAUCGGCGCGCGCGCGCGAAGAGUUGCUCGACUUUCGUGCAAGGCGCGUGGCUGCUUUCAGGAAGAGUCUUAUAGAUCUCGCGGAGUUAGAAAUCAAACACGCACGCGCUCAGCAAGAGUUGUUCAGGAAAUCGCUGCAAGUGCUCAAGGAAUGCCAAUAAUGUUGUUACGUCAUCGACGGCCCAACGCUGGGCAUGUGGGCAUAAAGUUUUCCCAUCACCAACGCUGCGGUAAGACUGUGGUUUCCUAUAAACGCCGAAGGCCGCGUUACUAUAGAAAUAUAGUCAGUGUCGAAUCCUAGACAUCCAUCUUAGACAGCAUCUCACUUAACACCAGGUGCGAUUUCUGUCAAAUACCUGCCUUUUUCUGCAUAAAAAAAAUUGUCGUGUCACCCAAAGUGGCCAAAACGUUGACAACACAACCUUAUUCCAAUGAGGGCUAUCGUUUUUAUACUUAACAGUUGGCGAUUGACAGGACCUUACUCUACAGUGGCGCCAUCUUGAUGAGUGCAAAUGCGAUAGUCCUCCUACCACUUUAGCGCUCACCAGUUGGUGCCACUGUCUUCGCUACUAGCAAGUGACAGGACCUUACUCUACAGUGGCGCAAACUGGUGAGCCCUAAAACGAUAGCCCUCAUUGCAACAAACCCCCGUAUUCACCACAAAUCGAACGCACAGCGUUGAAUAGAGCUCUCUGAUUGGUUCGUGUGUGACCCUGUGCGUCCACGCGCACUGUGAGACCUCACAGUAAUGUUUGUGAAUACAGGCGAGACGUGUUGCGAACUUUUCGGCUACUUUGGGUGUCAUGAACUCUUUGACGCUAAAAAAUAGUUUGAUUUUGGUAUUUUUUCAUGAUUAAAGUUGAACAGGUUAUACGAACUGAAUUUGACGUUUAUUUAGUUUUAAAUGUUCUCAUUGUAUCUUCAAAAUGUACAUAAACUAUUUGGUAUUUAACGUGUAUUAAUAUUAUAAACAUUUGACUAUAAUAAUGUUUAUAAAUGUAGUUAUUUUAAAGAGCGUUAGUUAGAUAAUAUAAUUUAUACCACAGUC
This is a messenger RNA of Ostrinia nubilalis (European corn borer), 2238 nucleotides long. RefSeq names its product sorting nexin-32 (gene Snx6). Gene Ontology annotation, molecular function: phosphatidylinositol binding. Bases 98 to 1351 code for a protein of 417 amino acids. The transcript is spliced from 11 exons. The record is from RefSeq and is a predicted model, not a curated record. Gene Ontology annotation, biological process: phagosome-lysosome fusion involved in apoptotic cell clearance. NCBI's taxonomy places the organism in Eukaryota, Metazoa, Arthropoda, Insecta, Lepidoptera, Crambidae.